GACGAUCGGCGUCCCACAGACACAGCGGAUCACCGAUCCACGGAAAGAGCCAAAGAUGUUGGCUCGGUCAUGUGAUCAGCUUUGUCCAAUCACAGCUGAUCACAUCAGUGCCACCUGUCUGUGUCCAUCAGUGCCAGCUCUCAGUGCUCAGCCAUGCCACCUGCCAGUGCCCAUCAGUGCCACAUUUCAGUGCCUACCAGUGCACAUCAAUGCCACAUAUCAGUGCCCAUCUGAGCUGCCUUUCAGUGUCACCCAUCAGUGCCAGUCAGUGCCACCUAUCAAUGCCAAUUAGUGCCACCUAUCAGUACUGCCAAUCAGUGCCAGUCAGUGCUGCCUAUCAGUGCCAGUCAGUGCCACCUAUCAGUGUGCAUCAGUGCCGCCUAUCAGUGCCCGUCAGUGCUGCCUAUCAGUGCCGCCUAUCAGUGUGCAUCAGUGCC
Molecule: messenger RNA, 437 nt
Organism: Staurois parvus
Lineage: Eukaryota; Metazoa; Chordata; Amphibia; Anura; Ranidae
Source: the annotation of a GenBank genome assembly